AUGACUACCACCACGAACAAGCCAGCCUCGUCCGCCAAGGACGAAGUCGUCCAUGCUAGGCCUUUGGGCGUCUACACCGGUGAGAACGAGGGCAAGCGCCGCAAGAGCGACGCGGACCGCAGAACCGCCCGGGAGUUUGACCUCAAGCAACAGCAGCGCGCAUCGUCGCUCGCGCAAGCGUUCGAUCGCGACGGCAAGAUUAAGGUUCAGGUCAAGGACUGGCAGCCGGAAGCCCUGAGCGACGGCACGUAUGGUAGCAUUGCAAUGAAGGACCUCUGUGAUGAAUUCGCGCACCUUGCAUCGGACAUUGUCCAGGACUUCACAGGAGGUAAGUAA
Molecule: messenger RNA, 336 nt
Organism: Diaporthe citri
Lineage: Eukaryota; Fungi; Ascomycota; Sordariomycetes; Diaporthales; Diaporthaceae
Exons: 1
Coding region: 1-336 (111 amino acids)
Source: RefSeq, a predicted model, not a curated record